Messenger RNA from Penicillium chermesinum, 837 nucleotides. RefSeq lists its product as uncharacterized. The transcript is spliced from 3 exons. Lineage: Eukaryota; Fungi; Ascomycota; Eurotiomycetes; Eurotiales; Aspergillaceae. The record is from RefSeq and is a predicted model, not a curated record. Bases 1 to 837 code for a protein of 278 amino acids.
AUGAACAUACCUGAGCCAUCGUCGUCGACUCCGACAGGUGCCCUGAACCACAGCGAAGCCAGUCGCGCGGCUUCUUCGUCCUCCACGUCGCCUACCCGUGCAGAGUCAGGCCUGUCAUCGUCGAUAAGCAACAGCAGGUCCCACUCGAGCUUUUCGUCCCGUCAAUCUCGAACUCAGCAGCCGUCCCAUCCGCCAAAUGAGGUUCCCCCAUCAACCGGGGUAUCAGCGGCCCCUGGCCAGCCCAAAGAUACCCAGGAAGAGCCGUUCCAAACAAAUGGGGCGGAGACUGAGCCUAGAGCUGAAACACCAGGCCGUAAAAGGUCGAAGUUCGGCAAAUUCAUCGAUCGUUUCGGCGCCCUGGAGCUAGAGAAUAAGGGCAGUGUCGCACGUGACCAUCUCGCUCUAGAACGAACCUUUCUAGCAUGGAUGCGUACAUCCCUUGCUUUCGCUUCCAUCGGCAUAGCCGUUACCCAACUCUUCCGCCUGAACACCGCCACAGCAUCCACACAUGCCAACUCGAGCACUCACGCAGCUGACCCUCUUCUCCGCCCACCUUUCUACUCCCCUUCCAUGCUCGACACGUUAGCCGCAUCAUCUGUUGACAAUUCUCGGCUCCGUAGUAUCGGAAAGCCGCUCGGCUCGACAUUCAUCGGGGUUUCCAUUCUCAUUUUGUUCGUUGGCUUCCAUCGGUACUUCGAGAGCCAGUACUGGAUUGUCCGAGGCAAGUUCCCCGCAAGCAGAGGAAGUGUCGCUCUGACUGCAUUUAUUGCUGGGUCUCUUAUUGUGGCGGCUUUGGUGGUGAUACUUGCCGUAGCACCUAGGGCAUAUGAGACAUAG